Molecule: messenger RNA, 1735 nt
Organism: Pocillopora damicornis (cauliflower coral)
Lineage: Eukaryota; Metazoa; Cnidaria; Anthozoa; Scleractinia; Pocilloporidae
Source: RefSeq, a predicted model, not a curated record
CAGACAAUGGCCGCUUUUGCAGAGCGAAAUAAGAAUGCCGCAAAUCGGCUGAAAGCUUCCUGGUCUGCUUUCAAAAGACAAGAAAAUGAAAAAAAUGUGCGUGAUCCGGAAGUCUGCAGUGGAUUUCCACUUCGCGGCCGUCGAGUUGUAGAAUUAAAUGUCCUCGCUGAGGCUUUGGACGGGGGCUGUGAAGCCUGUGGGGCAGCUCUACGGCUCUCCGACUGCAUAAAAGAAACAGUGACUGGGCUAGGAUCACUACUCUACAUAUGCUGUUCAAAUUCCGAGUGUGGAGAGACAAAUAUCUGUCGAACAAAUAAGACCCACCGUAGCAUCGGAACACCGCGAGGGAGACCAAUCUUUGAUGUCAACACGAAGUUCGCUGCAGGGAUGCUACACGUAGGCAUAGGUCCUACCCACGUAAACGAGUCGUUGUCAUCUAUCAAUGUACCAUCACUUGGAGAGUCCACGCUGAAGGCUCGCAAGAGGGAAGUAAGGCCCCAAAUUGAAAAGUUGGCAAAGGAAUCAUGUCUGGAAAGUUUAGAAAGCGAAAGAAACUUGUGGAAAGAGGAUAGUGAAAAGGAAAAUGUGGCGAUAGGAGCGUCAUUUGACAUGGGAUGGCAAAAAAGGGGAAAAGCCCACAAUAGCCUGACAGGUGUUGGCUCCAUGGUUGGCCUGAAAACUGGCAAGGUGAUUUGCUAUGGUUCAAGGUCAAAAAGGUAAUGUAUAUAUUUUGUCUUCCUGUACCUUGUUGUAAACAACUAGAGCAAUUUUUUUUUUCAAUUUGACCACAAAAGGUACAGAAUCAUUCAACAUAUUACAGCACCCAUAUUUGUCUCCUCUUGAAAGUGUUACCCAGGACGUUUACCCAUAAUGUCUUUUGUAAAGGUGAGCAACAUGUGAAACUGCCAGCAGACAGUCAAAAAAGCCUCACAUACAUGACUGCAGGCUCAACUGGGAAGGCUCAUCAAAAGCUAUGGAAGCUGAUGUUUGUGUUAAUCUAGUCAAAAGGUAAUUACCAACCAGGUAUGUAAUAAUAAAAAUAAAAAUUAAAUAAUAAUUAUAAUAAUAGUUGUUAACAUGUUAAAUUCACAGUUUUAUUGUUCCAAAGAGAGACUUGUGGAAUCUGUUGUUAUGAUAUCAGUGUUACAGUAUUGAUACUUGAACCAUGAACAGUGGAAAGUCUUACAGUACCUUACACCCUUGGUAAUAAUGAUUGAAAAUUUGACAAGAAAGCAAACAUAAAAAUGCACUUAUAUUUUUGAAUAUGAGUAUGUUAAAAACGCAGAAAAUAAAAUACUUCAAGAUAAUGCCUAUGUGUAGUUUGAACGCCCUCACUUUUUAUAGCACAAAAUGUUAUUUUUGUGGUUUUACCCUGCUUAACAGUUGUGGAGAAAAAAAUGCAGUUGUAUUUGUUCUUGUUGGGGAUGAUAAUUCAUCCACAAUAAGAAAAGUGAGGAAAAAUGUUGAGCACAAGGUUGAAACGUGGUCAGACGUAGUCCAUGCUAAAAGAUCCUUUGGUAGCUCACUAUACAGCAUAAAGACCCAACACAAAAGCCUGACAGAUAUGGUGAUAUGGUAUUUCCAGCAAUGCUUUGGUUACGCACUAAAGCAGAAUAAGGAUGAUGAAGAAGGUGUGUGAAGUGGUCUGAAGUCUAUUGCGCCCCAUGCUUAUGGUGACCAUUCUUCCUGUGGCAACUGGUGUGGCUACUUAAAAAAUCCUGCAUCCUACAAACAC